AUGAAUGAAGAACGCGAUGCUGUUGGUUCUCCGGACUCUCCAACAACCUCCAUGAAAGGGAAAUUAGAAACACAGGUCGGAGAGACAGCCACUCCCAAGCGAAAAAGAAAGCAGACCGUCAACGAUACCAACACUGGCAUGCCUUCGAAAACCCCAAACCAGUCGCAAGAAUCACCCCUGGACCGGGCAGGCGCGCGCCCAGUGAAGCGCACGAAGAUCGUCCCCUCGACUACAAACACGAAGGAGGCCCGCAGACCAGAAAAGAAUGGCAGUCGAGAAGCCAUUCCGUCUCCAGAAACCCCUGUGGUUGCCAACAUCUCCGAGAUGACGGAAGCUCAGCGCCAGUCGACUGGUAUGCAACCUCUAGCGGACGUAGCGCAUACGAACGAAACCGCGUCCAAGAAACCCAAGAAGUCCAAGGCGAAGACCACACAGCAGGACGAGGAAAGAGACUUGUCGGCCCCUCCUCAGAACCCUGCCGAGACUAAGCCGAUUCGGAUGGCGUCUGCGAACCCAUCACUGGCGGAUAGCUCAACGGACCAGAAGGAUUUGACGGACACAUCGGCCGUCCGGGGACCCAGAAAAGGAAAGACGGACAAAAUGAUCGGCUUCUUCGCUCCAUCCGAGGUCAGCGCGCUGGAGACCUUCAAACUUCAGUUUUGCAACCAGCAUGCUAUCUCCAGCGAAAAAUUUGAUAAGAUGGUACAGCAUGUGGACCGACGCAAAGACAGCGGCUGGCCCUGUGAUGACGGCAUCAUCAAGAAGCCGGAGUUUUGGCAACAGAUUUAUGAGGUAUUACCAAGCAGAGAUCGAAGGUCGGUCUACCGAUUCAUGAGGCGACAUUUCCAGGAUUCAUCUCAAAAGCCGCACCACUGGACACAUGAACAAGAUGACGAACUCAUCGACUUGGUAGGACAGUAUGGCCCUAGAUUCGCUCAUAUUGCCAAGAUACUUGGUCGAGUUGAGGAUGAUGUGGUUCAGAGAUGGAAGAAUCGGCUCGAGCACCGGAGCACCAUGAGAAGGGGUGCAUGGUCCGAAGAGGAAGUCCGCGGGCUGCUCGAUGCUCUUCAAGAGUCCUGGAACAAUCUGAAAAAGGACGGCCAAGAUGUGGGCCGAGACAUCUACGAAAUGGACGAGGGCUUAGUAUCCUGGGGCACAGUUAGUAACAAACUUCAGAACUGCCGGUCAAGACAACAGUGCGCGGAUAAAUGGCGCAAGAUCAGACGCAAGAUUAUGGGACAGCGUCGCACUGGAAAUCAGGACGCUAUCUACGACCCAGCAACGGAAGCAAAGCCACAAGGCAGAGCCAAGUCCAUCACGCUCGCGGAGCAGAUGGAAAUGGAGAGGAUGCUGAAGAGCUCCGAGUACGUUGAUUCCGAGGAUGGAGACGAAGAGGAUGUGGAACAGUCUCUAGGUACAGAGUCUCAGUCACCAAACAUCAAGGACGAGGGUGAAUCUGCUGAAAAGGAAUCUAUCAUCAUUCCCGCUCCAGAAAAACCGCCGGCUCCCUCAGUGAAGGCACUCAAUGAAACCUCUCAAUUUAAGGAGUCCCAGACCGAGAAUGACGUUGACUCUGAAUCCGACGCAUCAUCUGACUCGGCUGAUUCGGCCUCAGACGAUGCUUCCGAAGCCGAAAUCAAGUUAGGUUCUGAAUCUGGCUCGGACGCCGACUCCAGUGUCGAAAGCGACGCAAAAGUCGACGCCAGGAUGAGGGCACAAUCGUCAAAGAGGCAGGAGAAAGAUGUGAGAAAUAACAAAGCAUCCUCUGUAAAGUCGUCGUUAGAGCCUACGAAACCCAUGCCGAAACAGAAGCUUGUUGAGCGGUCGAAACCCAAAACAAGUGACGGUAAACAAUCCGGGAGUCAGGCUACAAAGAAAUCUGCUUCUGACUCAGUGGUCAAUGCUGAGACGAACACAACUCCACGGCCUAAAGCUUCAAAGCCAUCAAAGCCAACUAUCAAGGAAGAGGAACCACCGCAAGAGACGUUGUCCGAGUCUGAAUCAGAUUCCGAGUCCGCGUCCGAUACUUCCGAUUCAGAAGAUGAGUCUGUAUCCGGCCCCGAAGAACCUUCGGACAGGAAGCCCGCAAAAGUAACGCCAAAAGCACCAACGUCGAUGCAGAAAGCAAGCGUGAAGGGUCAGGUCUCUCAGAAGACUCAAAAAAAGGAUGAGCCCGAAGAGAGCUCCUCAACGUCAGAUGAGACGUCUUCCGGUGAUGAUAACACCGAUGACAGUGAAGCCGAUGAUGACAGCGACAGCGACAGUGACAAUAGCUCUAGCGCUAGCGCCGACAAGCCGGUGGAAUCGCCGAAGGCAGCCGCACUUAAGGGCACCAAACGUAAAGCUCAGCAACCCGCGGACAAGGCCGGAACAUCCGAGUCGAAACGUCCGAAAACAGGUCAGAAACCAAGCAAGAAGUUAUCUACGUCAUCCGCCUCCGCUACCUCCUCGUCAGAAGAUAGCGAAAGCGAGGAUGACGCCGACAGCGAUUCAGAAGCCGAUACCGAUGAGUCAAGCUCGGCAUCUGACAGUUCAGACUCCGCGUCUGAGCCUCAGCCCAAAUCCAAGUCCGACCCCAAGCAGCCUAGCGCUCAGCCAAAAGUAGACAAGGCUGUUAAUGGACAAAAACCGGAGCUCUCAAAGCCACGCACUCCAGUAUCAAAGGAGGGAGGCAAUGUCAAGAAUGGGCAAAGCGGAGCGAAGCAGAAGUCGAAGCAAGUCAAACCUUCCCUUCCUCAGGUCGGGAAAGAUGGAAAGAAGGAAAAGAGCAAACUGGGAUCAGCCCCCGUGUCAAAGGGGAAAAAUUCCAAGUGA
Molecule: messenger RNA, 2814 nt
Organism: Aspergillus fumigatus Af293
Lineage: Eukaryota; Fungi; Ascomycota; Eurotiomycetes; Eurotiales; Aspergillaceae
Product: MYB DNA-binding domain protein
Biological process (GO): regulation of DNA-templated transcription
Cellular component (GO): nucleus
Molecular function (GO): transcription cis-regulatory region binding; DNA-binding transcription factor activity
Source: RefSeq, a predicted model, not a curated record